Molecule: messenger RNA, 1000 nt
Organism: Capsicum annuum
Lineage: Eukaryota; Viridiplantae; Streptophyta; Magnoliopsida; Solanales; Solanaceae
Exons: 4
Coding region: 105-578 (157 amino acids)
Source: RefSeq, a predicted model, not a curated record
UCAAGAAAUAUGAUUAUAAAUUAUAGUGGUAUGUUGUAUUUUUCUUGUAGGAGAAGUUUAACUUUGAUGUGUCUGAGGAAAGAAAAGGUGCAAUUUUGGGUCAUAUGAAUGAUAUAUAUAGAGAUUAUAGACACAAGCUUCAACAAAAGUAUUUUGAUGCAAAAACAACUUACCAACUUCGCUUACGCAAUAAGCCUAAAUUUGUCGUCUCAGACGACUGGAAAUAUUUGAUCAAUCUUUGGAGUGAUGUGAACUUUCAGAAAAAAAGUAUGCAGAAUAAGACAAAUCGAUCGAGACGUUCCUUGCCUCCUUACUGUGGGACUAAAAGUUAUGCAAGACUUAGACAUGAAAUGAAGAAAGAUGGAAAAGCUCCUUCUCGUGUUGAAGUCUUUAUUGAAUCACGCAAGAGAAAAAAUGGAAAACAAAUUGAUACUUUUCAACAAGAUAUAAUUGAUCAAUUUGAACAACACAAAAAGGAGCAAAAAGAAGGAGAAAUUUUCUUAAAUGAUGAUGAUAUUUUUGAAAAGGUGCUUGGGACUGAAAAAAUGGAUAUCUUCGUGCAUAUGGACCAGGAAUAAGUAUCAGUGAAUACUUUGGUGGAACAUCGACAAAGGUACAACUCAUAAAACAAGUAGAAUCAAUUAGAAAGGAAUCAAAUGAGCUUGUGAAAAAUGUCAAACGAGAAGCUAAAUAAGAAUUAGAAGAAAUGAAGAAAGAAAUGGAGGAGAAGAUUGCAGAAUUGGAUAAACGAUGGGAAGAAAGAUUUCCAAGGAUGUUUGCAACUCGAAGUCAAGAGUCAUUGCAUGGUGUGGAGUGAUGGAUUAUCAAAUCAAUGAAGGCCUAUGAUUAUAUUUUCUUGCAAGAUGUUUUAUUAUUUGGGACAAUAUCAUUGACAAUUUAUUAGGCAUUUUUAAUUUUUUUCUUUUAAAUUUAUUCAAUAAUUGAAGAAUCUAUUCUAUUAUAAUUAUUUAUAAAUUAAUGUCAGAUUAUGUUUUAUGAA